AUGGCCCGGGUGGGGGGCUGUUGCGCGGGGCGCCGGCCACCCGGGACCAUCCUCUACCGCCUCCUCAACGGCGCGGACCCGGACCCCGACGACGGGCCGGGCGGCAGGGCCGGAGCCCGGGCCCGGGCCCGGGCCGUGCUGCUGAAGACGCAGCGCUUCGUGCAGGGCGUCCCCUGCUUCCUGGCGCUGCCCCCGGCCGACCGGCUGGUCCUGCUGCGCGCCGCCUGGACGCCCCUGCUGGCCCUCGGCCUGGCGCAGGACGGCGUGGUCCCCGGCGGCCUCCAGGCCCCCCGAAGCAGCGUGCUGCGCAGCAUCCUCACCCGCCGCCCGCCCCCCGCCGCCCCCCGCCACCUCCGGGCCGUCGAGGCCUUCCUGGCGCACUGCUGGACCCUGGGCGUCACCAGCCGGGAGUACGCCUACCUCAAGGGGACCGUCCUCUUCAACCCCGACCUCCCCGGGCUGCGGAGUGUCCGGUACGUCCGGGGCCUGCACCUGGAGGCCCGGCGAGCCCUGGACGAGCAGGUCAGGUCGGUCCAUCGGGGGGACCACGCGAGGGUCGCCCAGCUGAACGCCGCACUGGGCCUGCUGACGGCCAUCCCCGCCCACGCCGUGGCCGAACUCUUCUUCCGCCCCGUCGUCGGGGCGGUCGCCGUGGACGACGUGCUCCUGGAGACGGUCUGCGCCAAGCGUGAGGGGCGGGGGCCUCCGCCCCGCGGCGGACCCUCCCCCGCCGGCUCUGCAGACCUGGAAGAUGAACUCGCUCAUUUGUAAACGGAUGGUAUUUUUGUAUUUAGAAAUAAAACCGUUCUUCACCCCCUGAA
Molecule: messenger RNA, 821 nt
Organism: Ornithorhynchus anatinus (platypus)
Lineage: Eukaryota; Metazoa; Chordata; Mammalia; Monotremata; Ornithorhynchidae
Gene: NR0B1
Product: nuclear receptor subfamily 0 group B member 1
Exons: 2
Coding region: 1-771 (256 amino acids)
Biological process (GO): negative regulation of transcription by RNA polymerase II
Cellular component (GO): cytoplasm; nucleus
Molecular function (GO): transcription corepressor activity; transcription factor binding
Source: RefSeq, a predicted model, not a curated record